Messenger RNA from Penicillium chermesinum, 1509 nucleotides. Its product is annotated as 6-phosphogluconate dehydrogenase, decarboxylating. The record is from RefSeq and is a predicted model, not a curated record. NCBI's taxonomy places the organism in Eukaryota, Fungi, Ascomycota, Eurotiomycetes, Eurotiales, Aspergillaceae. The transcript has 2 exons. Gene Ontology annotation, molecular function: phosphogluconate dehydrogenase (decarboxylating) activity; NADP binding. Gene Ontology annotation, biological process: pentose-phosphate shunt, oxidative branch; pentose-phosphate shunt. The coding region runs from base 1 to 1509 and encodes 502 amino acids. Gene Ontology annotation, cellular component: cytosol.
AUGCCUUCCUCUGAUCCCGUCGAGAACUUCAAGCGGAUUGGCGUCGUUGGGGCAGGAAGUAUGGGCUCAAUGAUGACCUUUGCUUUCUCUGAAAUGGGACUCGACGUCUCCUUAUGGGAUGUGGACAAGAAAAAUGUUGAUAAGGUAACCAACUGGGCCCGAAGUGCUCAAGAUGUCAAAGGAAAGAUCGAGGGGUUCUACCAAAUUGAGGAAUUUACCAAGAGUUUGGGAAAGUCCGGGGUUCGAAAAUUGUUUAUAUUUUCCAUCACUCACGGCGGUCCGGCAGAUAGCGUUCUGAAGCUGAUCAAGCCUGAUCUGGAGCGGGGCGAUAUCAUCCUGGACGGCGGCAAUGAGAAUUACCGCCGGACUGAGCGACGGCAGAGGGAGUGCGAGAGCAUCGGCGUCCACUGGAUUGGCAUGGGCGUGUCUGGUGGCUAUCAAUCUGCCCGCCGGGGGCCAAGUCUUUCACCCGGUGGUGAUGCGGAGGCUCUCAAGCUGGUGAUGCCAUUCUUGGAGAGAUACGCGGCCAAGGAUCCCGAGACUGGCACUCCCUGCGUGACCCGCAUCGGACCUGGUGGAUCCGGUCAUUUUGUGAAGAUGGUCCAUAAUGGCAUUGAAGGCGGCAUGAUGUCCGCUCUUGCGGAAGCCUGGUCUUACAUGCAUUGUGGCUUGGGGAUGGGAUAUGACCAGAUCGGGGAUGUCUUUGCGGCAUGGGGCAAUUCUGGCGAGCUACGAGGGAACUUUUUGAUCAACAUCGGUGCUGAUCUCCUCCGAAAGAAGAAAACACCCCAGGGAGAUGGGAAAGGAGAAGGGGUUGGAGACGGCGGCUACGUUCUGGAUGAUGUUCUCGAUAAAGUAGUUCAGGACGACGAUGGUACAGAGGGCACGCCGUUCUGGUCUCUCAUGGAGUCUGCAGCCCGACACGUUUCAUGCCCAACGCUGGCUGCAGCCCAUUACCUGCGCAUUGCCAGCGGGAAUCGACAAGAACGGCCGCUUCAAAACACCGGCGAUACCAAGGUUAUCUUGGAGAAGUUGCGUCGAGCGGUGUACAGCGCUUUCUUGUCUUCUUUCUGUCAGGGACUAGAGCUCAUCGCCCGCGCCUCCGAGGAUGAAGGCUGGAAUAUAAAUCUGGCCGACUGUAUUCGGAUUUGGCGAGCUGGCUGUAUCAUCAAAUCUGACUAUAUAGCCGAUAUGUUGCAACCGCCGCUCUCGAAGCACAAGGUGACAAACAUGAAGUUCAUUGACAGCGUCUCGCGUGAGCUGCACAACAACUUUGAUGCCCUAAAGGACAUCGUGAUUCAAGGCACCCAGUCUGACCAGUAUCUGCCCGCAAUCUCUGCCACGCUAGAUUAUUUGAAGUAUGAGGGAGGGCUGACUUUACCGACCAAGUUCAUGGAAGCUCAAAUGGACUAUUUCGGCGCCCAUUCCUACAAUAAGCCGGGUAUUGAGGGCGAGGAUCCUGGGCCCGUGAGGAAAGGGCCACAUCACUAUGAGUGGAAAGUGGCUUGA